CGAAACGCGCGGCGGCGCGUGCCCGCGCGGGCGGCCAUGCGCCGCGGCGCCCGCUGGGUGGCCGCGCUGGCGGACGCGGCCGUCGCGGCCGCCGACGCCUUGGCGGCGCCGGCAGCCGAAGCCCGACGUGGAGCCGCCGCGCUGGCCGCAGAGCAGCGCCGACGACGCCGCGCGCGCUUCAAGAAGUGGGUGCUGGAGGCGCUCGAGCACGGCGCAGGAGGCGCCCCGGGAGCUGGCCAGCGAGACGCGGGCGCCAUAGGCAGGCACUGGGCGACCGAGGUCUGGAGCACGGCCGACGGCUCUGAUGGGUGGCAGGACUUCGAGCGGCAGUCGGACUCGGGGGGGCUGCCCAGGCCGACCGCAGACGAGUGGCUGGACGCCGCCAAGUCUUUCGCGACGCGCACGGGCAUAUGCGGCAUGGGCAUCGACCGCGCGUCGCCCCGCGCCCUCGCCCAGGUGUCCGCGGCCGCAGCCGAGCUUCGUGGACGUCGGCAUGGCAGCCGAGGAGUGGGGCGGCUGGCCUCUGGCGGCGCGGGCAUCGCUCGUCGCGAUGCUGCCCGGGCCGACGGGCGGGCGGCGACCCAUCGGGCUGCUCUCCAGCAUCCCGCGGAUCUGGAGCAAGCUCAGGCAGGCCGAGGCUCGGCGCUGGGAGGCCCCCCUCCGCGGCAGCGGCGCAGGCGCCUUCUGGGGCGAACCAGGGCGCUCGGCCCAGGGGCCCGCGUGGCGCCAGACGCCGGCCGCAGAGGCGGCAGGGGCGCGGCUGCUCCACGGAGCGCGCUGCUGAUCGACCUCGGAAGGCGUGCGAGACGGCGCGGCUGGCCCGCGCCGGGCGCCUGGCCCUCCGCGCUGGAUAGCAUGGCCGACCGGUUCGCUGCGCCGCGCCAACCCACCGCGGCGCGCGCGCUGGACGCAGGCCUGCUAGCUGGACGACCGCGCGCGGGGAGGGCCCCGAAGGCGGCGAUGUUGCCGGCGGCGAGGGCGCAUUCCGAGGAGUUUGGCGCCUGCAGCAGCGGCGAGCUGAAGUCCGACAGGUACGUCUUCUACGACAACACGACCGUAGCCUGCUACGGGCGCGCCCCGCGGGCGAUCGCGAUGCACCUGGUCGAGGCGGGGCUCGCGGCGGCGGCCUCCGACCUGCUGGCGCGGAACGAGGUCCAGGCAGCGCUGAAGUCCAGCACUCUGAGUUCCAAGCCGACAGAGGCCGCGAAGAACUUGGGCGCGGAUCCCUGCCUGGACGGCUCGGCCGCGGCGGGGGCGGCGAGGAAGCGGCGCGCCGAGGUCCGCGAGCAGCUGGGGCGGGCGGCGGGCGCGCGUCGCCAGUCCAUCGGCGCGGCCACGUGCCCGCUCGUGGGAGGCACCCCCCCGGCGAUGGCCGACGGCUGCAGUGCCCGGGCCCGGGUCGCAAGCGAGCUCGAGCAGUGGCGCUCGGCGUUCGGGUCGCUAACCUUCGGCAGCGCGCGGGGCCGCUCGCUGCAGGUGGGCUUCGCGCGGGCCGCUGCGCCGCGGCGCGACCCAUGGUGCUCGCUGGCAAAGCAGCGACGUGCCGCGGGCAUGGUCGCGCUCGGGCGGCUCGGCUGGGGCUCGACGGCGAUGCGCCGCUGGGCCGCGGGUGACGGCGCGGCGCUGAAGCUCGAGGAGAUCGGCGGCCACGCGCUCCGCAGGCACAUCUGCGACCCCCACCAGCGGCGGCUCUGGCGCGAGGCCGCGGCCCGCGACGCGGGCCUUAAGCGCGCGGCCAGCGGCGCGGCCACCCGCGGCCUCCGACGGCGGCGGCUCGCUGCCAAGGCGAGCCCCGAGCAGCGGGCGCGGCGGUCCAGCGCCCGCAACGCGGCUCUCGGCGGGCUAUGGCCCGUGGCCCGCCGCGACGCCCUCGACCCGCCGCUGCGCCGCUCGGGGGCCUGCCCCGCGGGGCGCGGCGGCCGCGGCUCGGCGAGGCGCGCCGCCCUCGCAGCAGAGCGGCGCGACGCCAGCGCAGGCGACGAGGUGCUGCAGGCGUUCGCUGACGUGGCCGCGGAAUCCGACAGCGAGAACCCCCGCUACUCGAGGGCCUUCAUCCCCCACCAGGCGGCAGCCCUCCCACCGCCGCUGGCGGCGACCGGGGAGGUUCGGUGGAGCAGCGGCCACGGCUACGCGGCCCUGGCGGGCGCCAGCAUCCUAUGCGCCGACGGCUCGGCGAUGCGCGGCAAGGCGGGGUCGCCCGAGGUGCGCGCUGGGCGGGGGCCCCCGGCGCUGCAGACCCGCGGGGCACCGCGCGGCGCCUGGGGCUGCGUCCCAGCCCACCUGCCGCAGGACGCAAACACAGGCGUGAUCCUGGCCGCGGCCCGCGCCCUGCGCUGGGGCCUGCCAGGUGCGGAUGGCAUCCUCGAGCUCAGGACGGAUUGCAAGCUGCUCGUGACGGGAUUUGCCGCUGGCAGAGUGAAGGGGCGCGCCGCGGCCCGCUCGGUCCGCGACGGCUAUGUCACAUGGGGUGACUACGAGGGCAACCGCGCCGAGGACCGCUUCGCAAAGAAGAGCGCCGAGCUCCACCUCGCGCGCGAGGCGGCGGCGGGGCGCGUCGAGCUGGCCGACGCGAUCGCCGCCGCGACGGCCCGCUGGCUCGGCGAGGCGCUGCAGCUGGGGAGCGCCGCCCUCGCGGCGGCCGACGGCGCGGGCGCGGGCGCGGCGGGGCCGACCUGCUGCGGGCGCGGGCGCGGGCGCGGACGGCGGGGCGCUGCGCGCUGCCGCGACGGCAAGCCGGGCUGCAGACGCUGGCCCUGCGCCGGGCACUGCGCGGCGGCCUCGUUCGCGAACGGGGCGCGCUGGCUCUGCAACGCCUGCGCUGCCGCUCGGGCGGAGCGCCCGUCCGCGGUGGACCGCGCGGGCAGCGGGCAGCGGG
Molecule: messenger RNA, 2875 nt
Organism: Prorocentrum cordatum
Lineage: Eukaryota; Dinophyceae; Prorocentrales; Prorocentraceae
Source: the annotation of a GenBank genome assembly